Anopheles funestus (African malaria mosquito) is the source of this 1023-nucleotide messenger RNA. It is a transcript of the gene Etfb, whose product is annotated as electron transfer flavoprotein subunit beta. Lineage: Eukaryota; Metazoa; Arthropoda; Insecta; Diptera; Culicidae. Gene Ontology annotation, molecular function: electron transfer activity. The record is from RefSeq and is a predicted model, not a curated record. Gene Ontology annotation, cellular component: cytosol. Bases 109 to 873 code for a protein of 254 amino acids. The transcript has 2 exons.
GACUUUGAUCCUUCAAUUUGCCAACAUUGAACAUACUUUGGAUCGCAUUUAAAAUUGACGCCAAUUAGUCCGUGCGGAAAUUUACAGCAAGCGGAGCAGAAUUCCACCAUGUCUCGAGUUUUGGUUGGAGUUAAGCGUGUAAUCGACUAUGCUGUAAAGAUUCGCGUGAAACCGGACAAGUCCGGGGUGGUCACUGAGGGUGUGAAACACUCGAUGAACCCUUUCGAUGAAAUUGCCGUAGAAGAAGCGGUAAAAUUGAAGGAGAAAAAGAUCGCAUCCGAGGUGGUGGCCGUCUCCGUUGGUCCUGCUCAAUCGCAGGAAGUACUCCGCACCGCGCUGGCCAUGGGUGCAGAUCGUGGAAUUCACGUCGAAGUGGCAGGCAAGGAGUUCGAUCUAUUGCAACCGAUUCAUGUGUCGAAAAUAUUAGCCAAGCUGGCGCAGGACGAGAAGGCGGAUUUGGUAAUACUCGGUAAGCAGGCCAUCGAUGAUGAUUGCAAUCAGACCGCGCAGAUGACUGCCGCCGUUUUGGACUGGCCGCAAGCUACCUUCGCCUCGAAGGUCGACAAGGACGGUGAUAUGUUGACGGUUGUGCGCGAGGUUGAUGGUGGAUUGGAAACGAUUAAGGCCAAAAUGCCGGCAGUGGUUAGCGCGGAUCUGCGCCUUAACACGCCGCGCUAUGCGACCCUUCCCAACAUCAUGAAAGCGAAGAAAAAGCCGAUCAAAAAAGUGGCACCCAAAGAUUUGGGUGUCGACACCACGCCUCGUAUCGAAGUUGUUUCCGUUGAAGAUCCACCCGUUAGACAGGCGGGAUCCGUAUUGCCCGAUGUGGAUACCUUGCUCGGUAAGCUACGUGACGGAGGUCAUAUCAAGUAAGGUUCGUCCACAUGCAUGCACAAGGAAAUGCGAAUAUUUAAAUAUUUACACCGGAGUAGAAAAUAUGAUUGAAGAUUGUUAGAUUGUCGAUAAGAUCGAAAGUAAUAAAGCUGAUACUAAUGCAACAUUUGUCUCAUGUUGCCCAACACA